Messenger RNA from Penicillium diatomitis, 276 nucleotides. RefSeq lists its product as uncharacterized. The transcript has a single exon. Lineage: Eukaryota; Fungi; Ascomycota; Eurotiomycetes; Eurotiales; Aspergillaceae. The record is from RefSeq and is a predicted model, not a curated record. The coding region runs from base 1 to 276 and encodes 91 amino acids.
AUGACCGCUGAUGAACAGAUGAGAGCCAGAAGUAUGGUCAAGAAGCCGAAUGUCUCUCAUGCCGAUGAAAGUCGAGAAGGAAAGAAGUCUUCAUCAGAUGGGAUGCCCUAUACGUACCUCUCCGCUGCAGCAUUCGCGCUGCUGCUCGACAGACUGUGGUCUGGCAAUAGCAGCAGCCUUGGCCUUGGUGCCCUGUCCAGCACUCCUCUCGCAACGGCUAUUCUUGUCCGUCGCUUUGUUCUUCGAAAGGCGAGAACCGACUGGGAGAAUGAGUAA